AUAUGUAUCAUCAAUAGUUAGCGACUCGCUGUCGACGCGAAAUCAUGUUACUAAUGUUAUUACUUGUUAUUUUUGUGAUUUUAAUAUUUCUUUUAGUGACAUGGGCAUACUCAUAUAAUAGACUAACUCUUGGUAUAUGUAAAAGUAGCCGACAUUUAGUAGGAAAAGUGGUUAUUGUGACUGGAGGCAAUGCUGGAAUCGGAUAUGAAACAGCAAAAGAUUUAGCAGAUAGAGGGGCUCGUGUUAUAAUCGCCUGUAGGAACGAGGUUCGAGGUAUAUCCGCCAGAGACAGCAUCAUCAAGGCAACUGGUAACAACGACGUCCAUUACCGGAACCUAGAUUUGGCAUCAUUAAAAUCUGUCAAAAAAUUUGCUGAUGAUUUCUUAAAAACCGAAAAUCGCCUUCACAUACUUAUCAAUAACGCUGGAGUAUUUGCAUCGGAAAAUGUUAAAACGGAAGACGGAUUAUUAUUAGGAACGCAAGUAAAUCAUUUCGGGCCGUUUCUCUUGACAUCUUUGCUAUUACCACUAUUAAAAUCGUCGGCACCAAGUCGUAUUAUUAACGUUUCUUCGAUAGCAUACGCGAAAUGUGAAAUGGAUCUAGAUAAUUUAAAUGCUGAAAAAGAAAACGAGAAGUCAUAUCAAAAGAUAAAUUUGUAUGGAAUGUCAAAACUUUGCAACAUUCUCAUGGCAGUGGAAUUAAGUCAUCGACUUAAAGAUACAGGAGUAACAGCAAAUAGUUUACAUCCAGGUUUAGUAAGGACAGAUAUACUUUACGACAUUAAUGUUUUCGGUUUUCAAUUGAUAUUACCACUGGUAAAACUUUUUACUAAGUCCGCUUGGGAAGGUGCACAAACGUCAAUAUAUCUGGCUGUUUCGCCUGAAGUCGAUGAAAUAUCGGGAAAAUACUUUGUGGAUUGUCGCGUUAAGAAAACUGUAAAGAGAAAUGGAUAUGAUCUGGAGUUAGCACAUAAACUUUGGGAAUUGUCAGAGAAGUAUGUCGGUCUCAAAACAUAUCAUCUGUAACA
Papilio machaon (common yellow swallowtail) is the source of this 1027-nucleotide messenger RNA. RefSeq names its product retinol dehydrogenase 12-like. Bases 45 to 1025 code for a protein of 326 amino acids. NCBI's taxonomy places the organism in Eukaryota, Metazoa, Arthropoda, Insecta, Lepidoptera, Papilionidae. The record is from RefSeq and is a predicted model, not a curated record. The transcript has a single exon.